Centruroides sculpturatus (bark scorpion) is the source of this 849-nucleotide messenger RNA. RefSeq names its product uracil phosphoribosyltransferase homolog (gene kri). The record is from RefSeq and is a predicted model, not a curated record. The transcript has 4 exons. The coding region runs from base 111 to 404 and encodes 97 amino acids. NCBI's taxonomy places the organism in Eukaryota, Metazoa, Arthropoda, Arachnida, Scorpiones, Buthidae.
CACAAGUAAUACAACAUAUACAAUAGUUAUAACUACACGUGUGUCGAGCGUGAAGAUUUCGUUUUGUCUAUAUUUGUAGGUCGGUAUUAUCUGAUACCUUACCAUUUAUAAUGGAAAUAUUAAUGAAUGGAACGCCAGACGUUGUUAAAUCUCUACCUAUUAAAAGCGCACCGACCAAAACUGAAGAUUAUGGCCCAAAUUUUAAAGUAAUUCCCAUAAAUGACCAAAUCAGAGAACUACAGACAGUCAUUAGGGAUAAGAAUACAAGUAGGAGUGAUUUUGUCUUUUAUGCAGACAGAUUGAUUCGUCUUGUCGUGGAAGAAGGGCUUAAUCAGUUACCAUAUACUCCUUGUAUUAUUACAACACCAACAGCUGCAAAUGUCUGGCAUCGCUUGGGCUUUUGAAGAAAAGGUGGAUUGAUGAGGUCGAUUUGGAAGAGGGUGUAAAAACAAUCCUUAGUAACUAAAAUGUAUAUUUAUUGACCUCAAUAUUUACAAUAAUGAAACUGCAAAACUCAAAAAACAAUUGCUGGUACUAAAGCUAAUGCAGUGGGACUCUGACAUGUUUGUCCCACAGACUUAACAUUGUAUAUUUGCCACUUCACCACACCUGAACACCACACAAUGGUUCACUUUGCACCUUUCUCAAAUCUCUGUUCAGCAACAUCAUCUACAGCAGGGGUCAGCAACCUUUUAGAUAUCGCGGACCACUAAUAUAAUUUUUAAAGAUACAAAUUUUUACGAGCAUUGAGUAUGGUAUACGUAUAUAUGUUUAUCUAUAUUAAUAAUUUUAUAUGCAUUAUAUAUACAGUAGAUCCCCCUAUAACACGGGUUCCUAUAGUUCGGAUUC